Messenger RNA from Macrobrachium nipponense, 3942 nucleotides. RefSeq lists its product as uncharacterized. Gene Ontology annotation, cellular component: cytoplasm. The transcript is spliced from 2 exons. Gene Ontology annotation, molecular function: glycosyltransferase activity. The coding region runs from base 1184 to 3049 and encodes 621 amino acids. NCBI's taxonomy places the organism in Eukaryota, Metazoa, Arthropoda, Malacostraca, Decapoda, Palaemonidae. The record is from RefSeq and is a predicted model, not a curated record.
UCCAACGAAGGAGUCAGUCAAUAUUUUGCCGUUUCACGCCACGUUCGAUUUUAAUCCUGUUUGUCUAAUUCGUUGACAUGAUCGUAGUUUGUGAUGAGCUUUAAGUGUUACACGCAAUCACGCACAAUUCAGAUUUGUAGGCAGUACUGAGUGGAACAGAGAAAGACGGCUAUCUAAUAUGCAGAGGCCUAGUGUGUGAAGUAUUCUGAGCAACUGAAAAUAGUUAUAAAAUGGUGUUAGUAUCAGUAGAUGCUUAAUUCUGCGUGAACUCACUCAACACAGAAGAAAGCCAAUCCUUCUUCAUCGUUAAUUAGAUGCCAGGUUAAUGAAUAUACUGUACAUUAAAGUAGAUAACUAAGGUGCCUGAGUUCUUUGACCAAUGUACUGCCUUCAGUUAAACACAUGCAGUUUUGUCAAUAUUAGUUAAAGGAAGUGAAUACUUAACCCCGAUUACUCAAUAGUUUCACCUUUUGUUUUCUUGUUUUUUAUAGUGUAAAUAUUUUGAUAUGAAAUCAUAUUGACGUUAACAUUUUGUCUUAUCUACAAUUUUCAAGAUGUCAAAGUUAAUUUAGCUUACAUGUGCCAUCAAAGAUCAUGCGGAUAAUAUUGCUUCCUUUCUAUUUAUGUUGUUAUUUGUACUGAUGUCAAUUACAAUAUCGCCAAUGAAAAGGCACGUUGCCAGAUAGUAUAUUUUCCAAGUAUUUUCCCCGAAAACUAAAAAGAUCUCCGCAUAGUCAGAUCUUAGGUGAAGGAUGUUUGUGAGCGAGAGCAGCCGUUCACUUCACACUGACUGAUGUUCCAGAUCCCACUGAAUGAGGUUGGAAGACGAAUUCCAGGAAAGUAAACAAGAAUAUAUGAUGACGGAAUGAACAAGAGAUCCUCGAUAACUGUAGAGGGAGACAGUUAUCCCUACGUCGCAAGGUCAUAAUGGAAUCGCACUCAUGUUCUGAUGCUCAACUGUUGCUGGAUGUGUUUCUGAAAAUGAGUGUUUGGUUUUGUUCUUGAUAAUUCUUUGAUUACGAGAGACUUAUUAUAUUAUUUUAUGUUAUUUAUACAGCAUGCUAACCAGUAGUUCCUGCACUAGUAGCCUGAUAUGAAUUGCAACUUACUACAUAACAGUUGACACGUAAUGAAACCAGGUCAUGAAGAGUGCAGCAAAUAUCCGUUCACAAAAUAAAGCAACAUGUUUUCCAUGAGACGAAAUUUCCGAAAACCCAUUGUACUGGCUUUUCUUUUCGUGUUUCUUUGGAUGUUUGUUAUUCAUGACGAUGAAUACCUUGAAGAGGAACGCGAAGACCAAGAGCCUCCUAUCAGAAGUGUCCAAAAGAUUAACACCUCUCCUCGGGACAUUCAGAGGCGCAGAAAUGUGGAAGACGUUAUAUUUGGUCAAGGUAUCCUGAUAGCACGGUCGAUUAGCACGGUGCCGCAGGGUAAUAGUGAAUUAGUUCCAGGGUCUGGAAGUGACGUCAGUUCAAGGACGAAAACGAGUGAUGCUAGGUUACUCCGGAAUGGCGAGAGUGAUAAAGUUGAGUUUCAUGAAAAAGGGCCAAAGGGAGCAGUGAACUUGGUGAGAGUAAACGAAAACAGUGAUCAAGAUAUCCUGGAAGCUGAAGACUAUCCUGUCAGAUAUAAAAAUUCAAUAGAUGAGCCGCAAAGACUGGAAGGUGGUAACCCACCUACCGUGAGGGAAAACGACAGCUAUUCAAAGGGCACAUUCAAGGAAGCCCAUGGUGGUAGAUUUCCUCCUGCGUGGAUGCGCAUUACAGAUGAUAUUUCCACCUACAGUGCCUUCUGGGAUGACCGGGAACAGUUGAAUGAAGGUCCCGUGGCUCGCAUCUUGGGUGCCCUGAGACUGAAGAGCGAUAUCAUGCACGAAGAGAAUAAGUUCUUGUGGAAAGGAACCGUCAAAGAGGAACGCUUGAACUGCACGUGCUUAUUGUGGUACAGGGGUAAAAGAGAGGCUCAUGAGGGAAUUCUGAAAGCUCAUGUUUUCGAUGAAGGACGAAAGGUCUUUGGUGGUACGUUCUUCCUAUGUUACCCACAAGGAGCCAACAAUACGGAGAAAGGUCAAGUAGACUCAAAAGGAACAAAUGUGAGAGCGAUUGAAACAAGACCUUAUGCUGUUUCACUACAUCCUCACGAUACAGUUGAUGCUCCUCAUAAGCUCAUUUAUCUCAAUCACAACUCAGUAAGCAAUGCUUAUCACCCUGUGAAAGAUAACAGCUCAGCUGUGUGUGUUCGAGCGCUGUUUGGACCUUAUGACGAUGUUAGUGGAAUUGCGCAAUUUGUGUCUUAUUACAAUUCUGUCUUGAACGUGUCUCAUUUUUAUUUUUACGACUUGGCCGUUGCCCCCCAAGUAUACGAGCUUAUAGAAUCGUAUAGAGGUUUGGGUCUUGCAUUUGAAAUGUUUCCGUGGAACCUUCCCACAAGCGAAUGGGGAGAGCUGUGGGACAUGGGAUCUCUCAUAUCCCUGAACGAUUGUGUGUACAGAAGCUCUGGUAAGCAUGCUUUCGUUGCAAUUGUGGAUCUCGAUGAGUUUAUUGUACCAAAGAAGGCCUUCCAUGGUCUAGCGGAGCUCUACAGAAACGUUCUGAAUUUCAGAAGGGGUAACCAUGGUGAUGCCGUUUUAUUUUCAAAUGUAUUCUUCUGUUUAGACUUCAAGGAAUCCAGGAGUUCGUCCUCGAAGAAAAACGAAAGCUUUCCCAUUUUCGAAUACACAAGAAGAGAAUCUCGGCUGUGGCCUCCCAAAACCCGCUCGAAAAUGCUUGUAGUCCCAGAGGCUGUAGUGACUGUUGGACAUCACAUGGUCCACGGUUUCGUGUCGAAGACCCUCACGAACAGGAGCUCAUCGAAGCUCUUUGCAGUACUGCAUCACUACAGGGUGUGUGAAGAUAUCCGGCUGGGGAUGUUUAGUACUGGCAAGGAGGUACUCGGUCAGUCCACCGUGAGGGACCUUUCAAUGCUGCAAUACAAAAAAGUGACAAUGAACUCAAAAACCAUGAAAUUGUUCAAAAAAUGUAUUGAAGGGCUCGUAACAGGUAAUUCCUAGUCAUAAUUAAUCGGUAUUGCUGACUAAUGCAGCAACAGUGAUUGAUGCAUCACGGUGUGUGCUGAUUUCUGUGCAGUUUGCAAAUUCUGGACAAUCUGUUGUCACAGGGAACCCAGAGACAAUUUUGUAAAGAAUUCACAAAAAGACCAGUUUUGUUAGUGUCAAGAUUAAUCAGAUAGUUUUUGUUAAUGAAAUAAAGGUGUGUACCUUUUUAUGACUCAAAAUAAAACACCUCAAAGAAAAUGUCUUUAUGAAGGGAAUAUGAUCGUGAACAUUGUAACUCCAUCCCAGAUUAACCAAUUCAUCUCGAGUAACACCGAGUUAGUUUUUUCAGACCGCAGUACGAUGUAAAAGUAGGGUGGAGUGGGUAGUGUCGUGGUAUGCCACUCAGAUGUCACGGAUUUGCGUCUCCCCUAGGUCGUUGAAAAAUCACUGGCUCUGUAUCGUGAUCAGUUACAGGUUGCAAUGUGGCGUCUGCGGUGGAAGGUUGAAACCAUCGUUCUAUGGAAGCUUGAAUUGAAUCCAAGUCAAUGGCCCCUGUGCUUGUUCCAUGUGGAUAGUUUUCAUCUGCUGAAAUAAUUUAAUAAUAAUAAUAAUUUUGUAGUCAUCUCUGUAAGAAUUUGUAAGGGUUUGCAUUGAAUUUCCUCCAUUGAAGCAGAUGUGUUUUCUACACGUAGAAAGUUUUUAUUUGUUUCAAGUGCAAGUUUAUAUUUGCUCAACGGUGUGAGUGAAUUUCUUGAGAAGUUUGACAGGAAUCCAGAUUAAAAUCUCCUUUCAAAUUAUAGCAGUGAAUCAUGAAGUAAUCGAAUAUAUUUUCCUUCAGUGGCAUGUAAAUGCUUUCAUGGCUUGCUCUCUCUCUCUCUCUCUCUCUCUCUCUCUCUCUCUCUCUCUCU